ACCUCCAUACCUCCAUACCUCCAUACCUACAUAACUACAUACCUACAUACCUACCUAGUACAUAAUCUGCCUAUCUGUUUGGUAUCUUUCUAACUAUUGAUCUUCGUAUGUAUAGUCCAUACAGUCAGUCAUACAGUUCAACCUCCGUCGCACUGAGCCUGUACUGUCCCUGUAUGUCUGCCUACGUGUUUCGACAGUCUUCUUGACCCUUUCGACCUAUUGCGCAGUCUCUAGUCUUCCUUAUGAGCCUGUUACAUACAUCCAACGUAUCUAGGUAGUCUAUUUGUCUAUCUAAUUGCUUGUUUGCCUACUUGCCUUCCUAUCUGCCUAUUCAACACCCGAAAUUCUCAACAAUGGAUGCCAAAGUUCGGUGGCAUCGAACCAGAAUCCCCAUUUCGAUUUAAAACUACCUGGUUAGGUCAUCGUAAACGAGCGCCUAAGCUUGCUAGCUACCUCGCCCACCCUACGUUCUGCGGCACGACCAACUCGAAAGUCUACCGGGGUUGUUCAUCGUCCGAUCUAGUCAACUGACUCUUAAUCUACUCCCACCUUUUCCCACCAAGUACGCCAAGUACCCCAUCCGGUAUCCUGACUUAUCGACGACUUCAAGAUGCAUCAAACUCCCCGCGCCCCGCCGCGUACAGCCUCUCCGGCCCUGUCGUCACAAACAAAUCCCACAAGAACAAAUAAUCAGAGAGAUCCGCCAGGUAGUCGUGGGGAUGCAGGUCCCAGUAGAGACUCAAUCAAGAAGUUGGACCAGAUCAUUCAGAAUGUGUACUCGAAAGCCGGCACUGUCAUUUUACAGGCACGCAUGCAAGUGACCCCAGUCCUAGUAGGUAGAAACCAAGAGAAGAGAACAAGCAGAUGGUUCCAACUCGAUACAGACGAUAUAGACGACUUCCGAGAAGAAUUUCGGGUAUGGAAACAAUGUGGUGGAUUCGACAAUCGCCCCCCUCCUCUAGUCAUCGAAACCUACCUCGACGCCUCUCGACUGAAGGGGGGUCAAAGCUUGGUUAUUGUAGACGAGAAUGGGAAGCGGUGGGAUGUCUUGGAAGCCCUUAAUUCGUCUGACCAGUCUAGUGAAAGUAGUUCCGGGCGCCAGGGGAAGCCGAUCACCCGCGUUGUUUUAGAGAGAUGGCGAGUCGAGUUGAAAGGCGAUCCACCUGACAAGCCAGAGGAUUUUGGCCUUCUUCUUCCCACGGUGUACAAGAAGGCUAUCGUACUAAUGCGCUCUAUCUACACAACGACAGGCAUCCUGCCCGCCUGGAAACUCGCCAGAAAUUCAAAGACGAAGGGAAGUCAUCCGGCAUUAUCUAUUCGCUGCCGAGUUUCCUCGGGGGAAUCGCCCACCUACGGCUCCGAUACUUUGAGAAUGCCGUUAUUUGAUGGGCGAGGAGAUGUUUCCACAGACUAUAUGUUCGGCGAUCUCGAGGUUCCUGUGGGGCGUUUCUACGUUUCUGUGUCUUAUCGCAACAAUUGCAAUUUUCAAGUUGUUGAAACUGAGUCUUUAUUAAGCUCCCGAAUCGGUCUCGCCAUUUCUGAUGACAUGUUCAAGCCGUCCUUGCCUCAUCGUGGACAUGGACACCCUGAUUCCUACGCUCCUGAAGUGGGAUCGCUCCCAUACCACCGCCAUACGCACGAUGUCACCGAGAAUCAGCAGCGAUACGGUAGUUUAUCUACGUUUCAUGGUGCAGGGCCCAUCGGUACUAGUCCUAUAUCUGCAUUGAAAGCUGUAAAAGCCCCAGGCUCCGAUACCACUUCGCCACCUGAGUCUAUACCUGCGAGCCUUGAAGCCCAUCCGCAUACCCUCCCGAUUAGUGGCCCUGUUCGACGACCGUCCCUUAGGAAUUUAGAUACAACGAGGCGUCCGUCGAUAUCUUUCCAAUCGUCCCCAUUUAAGCAAGGCUCUCUCUCAGGCUCCCCUUCAAUCCGACCACAGGACUCUGACGUCCCACCUUCUCCUGUAUCUCUCAGUCGAACCCCUAUUUUGAACAUGCAUGUGAGGAACCGUUCUUCGCUGUCAGCCGGAAUGCCGGCUUCCCUGCGAGCCGUGCCACCUCCCAGCGGCGCGGAGAGUUUUCUAACUGGCUCUCCAAGGCCAUCCGCUACUAAUCGAUUUAGUAGUAGUUUCACACACCGCCGUAACCGACCGUCCCUCGGUGGAGGUAGAGGAGACGACGAUCAAAAUAGUAGCGGCAAACAAAGCCUCUCGUCUUCAGUUGCCCAGCCAGGCUCUGGCUUAUUGAACGAGCUUGGUGCUGGGGGUAGUUCAGCAUCUUUCCCCCCGGAGGAUGACAAUAUUCAGGACUUUUUGAAAAUGAUCGAAAGCAAGAAAACAUUGCAGAGCUUUGAGCCGUCCAAGAAGGGCGAGUCGGCGACUAAGAGAACCGCUGCUCAACUGUCCAAGUUCCAACUCAUGCGGGAGUCUAACAACGCGCUUACAGACUCCAUGAACUCUUCGAUGCAUCUACAACGCUCCUCUAGCUCAUCUAGUCGACAAUUAGCCAACGUUCCAGGCAUGUCGGCGUCAUCAUCACCGGGAGGAAAACCGUUAUCGCCUCAUACCCCACACACCCCAGCUAUUCCAUCUCGCCUGAGUGAAAACUCGAGCGUGGACUACGCGCCAACUGCGAGGAUUACGUCGCGAUCGCGGACUGUCGAAGGCCUAGUAGAAGAGCCAUCGACUAUUACACAAACUACACACGAGGGGGACGAUGAUGACGUUGGCGCCCAUCGCAGUGUUAGUCUUGGAGCAGAUGAUCGUGAUCCGCCUAGCCUCAGUGUUCUAUUGGGAUUAGGUGCUGCCGAAGCAGAUGGUGUUGUAGAUGCGCCAAGUCUGCGAUCGGCUGCUGAUAUCCGAGCUACGAGCCCUUCCGAUAUUCUCGGGCCAGAGUCGGAGUCUGUCGAGCGUGAAGUUCGACCUCCCGGUGGCCUAUUUACUGGAUAUUCCAGCUCGCCGUAUAGUAGGCGGUACGGUAGUAAUGCCGGCCGAGGGAUAACCCCCCCUCAUUCUGGAAGUGGUAGUCUUGCCGGAUCUAGCGGAAGAUUUGGUAGAGGCUAUUCGCGUGGGGGUGCUACUGGUCUGGGUGUUACAGGCGCAGCUGCAGAUGAGGCAGACGAUGAGCCACUUCUUUUUGAUAUGUCGGAGAUCACGCGUGAACAGUCGCGCCGUAGUCUUGAGGAAACAAGAGGCGGCAGCGCAGGAUCGGGCGGUGAUAGGGGAGGAUAUGAGACAAGCCAUCGCAGCCGCCGUUGGUAAAUCAGUCCGCCUCACUGAAAAUCGCCUCUCCUCUACAGUCCUGGAUGGACUUUUUCAUUUCUUUGUUGACAUUUAUUCAUUAUGUCCAUCUUCACCGUGAACCGUAAGAAGACCUGAGGGAUUCUCCGGGAAUGUUAUAGGGAUUCCAUUUGUUGUACAGGGCGGGGACAUGUUCCUAAAACUUCUACUACACUCACAGAUUGUCAUUGUCAUGUUUUGGAUGAGCAGAAAGUUUCGAAAGGAGUUUGGGCGGAUAGGAUUGUGACUGAUUACGGCCGGAGUCCAGAGCGGGGAUUCUGAGGAUCAGUAUC
Molecule: messenger RNA, 3570 nt
Organism: Hypoxylon fragiforme
Lineage: Eukaryota; Fungi; Ascomycota; Sordariomycetes; Xylariales; Hypoxylaceae
Product: autophagy-related protein 13-domain-containing protein
Exons: 4
Coding region: 611-3259 (882 amino acids)
Biological process (GO): mitophagy; piecemeal microautophagy of the nucleus; autophagosome assembly
Cellular component (GO): extrinsic component of membrane; cytosol; Atg1/ULK1 kinase complex
Source: RefSeq, a predicted model, not a curated record